Messenger RNA from Acaulospora morrowiae, 345 nucleotides. NCBI's taxonomy places the organism in Eukaryota, Fungi, Glomeromycota, Glomeromycetes, Diversisporales, Acaulosporaceae. The record is from the annotation of a GenBank genome assembly.
GGACAUUUCUUAAUUAAUAAAGAUAUUUUAAUUCAAAUAAACUUUAUACAAAUUAACAUUAUAUAUACCAUGACUAAGAAGAUCAAUGAAAUAGAUAAACAGCGAGAAGCACGUCUUAAACGUGAAAGAGAACAAAAAUGUCAAAAAAGAUCAGAAGAGACCUUCAAGCAACGUGAGACACGACUUGUAAGGAUGCAUGAACGAAAAAAGGAAAGAAUAUCAAACGAGAAUAGUGAAGAAUAUGAAAUGCGCCUUACUUGUGAGAGAGAACAUAGGCGUAAAUCGCGUGUUCAAGUACUAACUCAAAGACGUAUGAAUAUACAACAUAAGGAGGCAGCAACGUGA